Molecule: messenger RNA, 1690 nt
Organism: Olea europaea var. sylvestris
Lineage: Eukaryota; Viridiplantae; Streptophyta; Magnoliopsida; Lamiales; Oleaceae
Product: KH domain-containing protein At5g56140-like
Exons: 7
Coding region: 345-1235 (296 amino acids)
Biological process (GO): regulation of mRNA splicing, via spliceosome
Cellular component (GO): nucleus
Molecular function (GO): mRNA binding
Source: RefSeq, a predicted model, not a curated record
ACAGGAUGACCCGUAAUCGAACUUCAACUUCGAUGGAAUUUCCAAAAUCAGAACAAGUAAUCGAUUUAUUCAAAUGAUUUAUAAAUUUGGUCGAAAAUAUAUAAAGUCUCCAAAAAAGAAAGUGAAUUGCGUUGUCUGUGGACAAUUGGACCUUCCUUUCAUCAUUUGAAUAAAUAAAUACACACCUAGAACACGCUCGCAUUUUUCGUUUUGCUUACCACUUUUUCCUGUUGGGUUUUGUGGUUUCUCCACCGACGCACAGUUUUCGUUAGAUACUUCUACUUCUAACUCAAUAACAGAGAAACAGACAGCGAUCGGUGGAUCUGACGGUGGUGCCGGAGAAUAUGUCGUCCGGCAGAUACAUGGCAUACACACCAUCUCCUUCUGCCCCUCACUCUCCUCACAUCGGCGCUGCUGGCCUUCGCUCUGCCUCAUCUGCUGCCGCCGCUCUCCUCGAGCAAGAGAAGUAUCUUACCGAAUUGCUGGCAGAAUGUAACAAACUCAGUCCAUUUGUUUCUGUGCUCUCACAUUGUAACCGGUUGCUGAAACAGGAAAUAUUGCGUGUAACCACACUGUUGGGGAAUGCGUCAGUAUUAGAACAAAGUGGGCUUGUUGAACAUGCAAGCCCCCUGGCAUCAGGAGGAAUGUAUUCGAAUGGAGGAGCUAAUGUGAACAGAUGGCCAUCACCUUUUCAAUCUGAAAUGUCAGGAUUGGUGAAACCCUCCUCUGCACCAAACUGGCUUGGCUCCCAAGGUAGCUCAUCAGGUCUUAUUGUCAAGCAAACAAUGAGAGUUGAUGUUCCCGUGGAUCAAUAUCCUAAUUACAAUUUUGUUGGACGCCUCCUUGGUCCUAGAGGAAACUCUCUUAAGCGAGUGGAAGCAACUACAGAGUGUCGUGUUUUGAUCAGAGGGCGAGGCAGCAUCAAAGAUCCAGCUAGAGAAGAGAUGAUGAGAGGGAAACCGGGUUAUGAGCACCUGAAUGAACCUCUUCACAUACUUGUUGAAGCUGAAUUGCCAGUUGAGGUAAUUGAUGCUCGGCUAAUGCAGGCUCGUGAGAUACUAGAGGAUUUGCUAAAGCCAAUGCAGGAUGAAUCUCAAGAUUUCUAUAAGAAGCAGCAGCUGCGGGAACUUGCAAUGAUCAAUGGUACACUUCGUGAAGAUGGCUCUCAAAUGUCCAGUUCUGUGUCCCCCUUCCACAACAGCCUCGGGAUGAAGAGAGCAAAAACUCGGGGGUAGUCGAGCUUAUGUAUUUUUCUCUGCUGCUAAACAGCACUUCCUAUGCCGCAUAUGUUGCAGUGCCAGCAAACUGCCAUCGGGGCACCAGCACUUUUAAGUGUCAGUUCUAACUUGUCUCUAUGUGAUAUCAGGUGUGUUUAUGUUUGGCUUGGGAAGAUAUAGUAAAUGUAUUUCGAACUAAUGGGCCCUUCGGGGCUGGGGGGUGUGUGUGCGUAUGUUGCUGAAGGCAGUUUGGUUAGAACAUUCUCUAUCCAACGAUUUAUUUUAUUUUAUUGCAUUUGUUGUAAGUUUGUAUCGAGAGUUUUGGUGAUAUGGGCAAGUCUAAGAAUGUGAUUUUUAUGCCAAAGUGAUCCACCCUACUGCUCUUAAGAUGGGUUGGCGUGUUUUGUACCAAUUGUAGAUUUGCAACUAAAAGGAUUUUUAAAGCAUUCUGUUUCUGCGUGAUCGUAUUAUAA